AUAAUUUGUCAAGUUGUCACUUUUAUCUUCUACGACUACUACACGUUCUGUAUUUUAUCAUUGCUCUAGUUUUGCCAGUGACCGGUGUUUAGAAUAACGUUGUAAAUCAUGGUAUAUUCAUCAUGGAUCAUGAAGCUUCAAUCGUUUACGUUAAUACUUAGUUCCUUUGUUAUAAUAGCACAGUCUGAUGUGCCGAGACCUCGAGGAGUUUCUUUAUCUAAAGCGUCGCUAUAUUCACCGACAAAAGAUUUCACUUGUUUCGAUGGUACAGUUAAGAUACCUUUCAGUUAUGUUAACGAUGAUUACUGUGACUGUUUUGACGGCAGUGAUGAACCGGGUACAUCGGCGUGUCUAAACGGAUUUUUCCAUUGUACAAACGCCGGGUAUAUGUCCCAGAACAUUCCAAGUUCUCGGGUCAACGAUGGAGUCUGCGACUGUUGCGACGGCACCGACGAGUACGCCGAACCAGGCGCCUGCUCCAAUACGUGCGAAGAACUUGGCAAAGAAGCCAGAGCAGAAGCCCAAAGGCUGGCAGAACUACAUAAAGCAGGCAGCCAACUAAAAGUAGAUCUAAUAGAAAAAGGGAACCAAAAACGAAGUGAAAUGGCAGAGCAAUUGUCACAACUAGAAAAAGAUAAAGCUGAAGCCGAGAAAAUUAAAGCUGAGAAAGAGGCUCUCAAGAAUGAGCUAGAAGCCAAAGAAAAUGAGGCCCUCAAAGUAUACAGAGAGGCAGAUGAACAAGAGAGGCAAAAGAAAGCAGAACAAGAAAGAGUGGAAGUGAUGAAAGAAUCAUCUGAAUACUUUGAUAGGUAUGAUUCUGACAGUGAUGGUAUGUUGACUGUGGAUGAAAUUAAAGUUGUUAAUGCUUUUGAUAAGAAUAAGGAUGGGGAAGUCGAUGAAGAUGAGGUGCAAUACUUCUUUGGGGAAAAUGAGAGUGUGGACAAGGAUAUAUUUGUUGCCACUACAUGGCCUUUACUUAAACCUUUGCUGAUGAUGGAACAAGGCAUGUUCAAACCUGGUCAAGAUGAGGAUGAUGCAGACCAUGAAUCAGAUGCUGAAGAUCUGACCAGGGAAGAUGGUGAAGAUUUAGGAACUGAUGAUGAAAACCUUGAUUUAGACUUGCCUGAGGCAACCAAUGACCAAGAAUUGGCACAAGAACCCACUAGGAUGUAUGAUGAUGAUACUCAAAAGUUAGUUGAUGAGGCUACUGAAGCUCGUCGGCAGCUAACUGAUGCUGAACGUACUGUUAGAGAAAUAGAGUCAAAUAUCAGGAGCAUCAAGGAGAAUCUGGAGAAGGAUUAUGGUUUGCACCAGGAGUUUGCCACACUUGAUGGUCAGUGCUUUGAGUAUGAUGACAAAGAAUAUGUCUACAGGCUUUGUAUGUUCCAGAAAGUAACCCAGAAAUCAAAGAAUGGCGGUGGAGAAGUUGGUCUUGGCAACUGGGGAGAAUGGGCCGGAGAUGACAAUAAAUACUCAGUCAUGAAGUACAUAAACGGUGUGGGUUGCUGGAAUGGUCCUAACAGAAUGACUACAGUUAACGUACACUGUGGACUGGAGACCAAAUUGUUAUCAGUAACUGAACCCUACCGUUGUGAAUAUAAAAUUGACCUUAGCACACCUGCUGCAUGUGAUGAAUCAAAUUCGGGACAGCACGAUUCUCACGAUGAACUAUAAUAAUUCUGUGUCAAACAGUCACAUGUCUAUGUGAUGAAUUAACAUGUAAGUUACAAGUAAAUCAGUCACGAAAAACAUUUGUCUCUAUACACCCAUUAUUUAGAAUAAUGUAUGUGAAUUGAAAGUUUUAUACUAUCAGUUUUGUUGUAAUGAAAUUUUCACAUAAUAAUAGAGUAAGUAGAUGCUACUGUAGUGAAACAAUUUUUGUCUGGUCUACAAGUUACUAAAAGUGGCAGUUUAUUUUCCUAUGUUUUUUUUUUAAUUUAAAAGCAAUAUUUUGUAUCUUAUAAUCACCAGUGUUUUUGGAGUUAAGAAGACUGAAGUAUAAGCAUUGUAAUUUUAAUUUUCACACAUUCCUCAAACUAUCGCAAGGCUGUUUAUGUUCUGGUAGACAAGAUAUUAAUUAAUAGAAGUGAACAAAACAUUGUGUGAUAAAUAAAUAAAAUGGUUUUGA
Messenger RNA from Ostrinia nubilalis (European corn borer), 2128 nucleotides. RefSeq names its product glucosidase 2 subunit beta (gene GCS2beta). The transcript has a single exon. Gene Ontology annotation, cellular component: glucosidase II complex. NCBI's taxonomy places the organism in Eukaryota, Metazoa, Arthropoda, Insecta, Lepidoptera, Crambidae. Gene Ontology annotation, molecular function: protein binding; calcium ion binding. The record is from RefSeq and is a predicted model, not a curated record. Gene Ontology annotation, biological process: N-glycan processing. Bases 109 to 1674 code for a protein of 521 amino acids.